AUAUAAAGCAAUAUUUACACAAGGGCGGCGUUAAUGUUAGUGAUGACGUUACGAGGCAGGUCUUGAUCAAACCCACCAAUGAGACGAGCGAGCUCGGUUCUUUUGGGGAACAUCGCAAUGAAUGGGUGUCGGUGCCUUACAAGGGAAAGAGGCAACCACAACAAGACGCGGAUAUUGAGGGGAUGCGGCAUCGAUACGCGGGAGCUGUCCACCAGCACCAGACAGACGACACGGACGAUCGUGACUGCCCGAGCAUUUCAGCGCGCUUUCAGGAGGAAGAACCUCGUCCGGUGGCCCCUCUCUUUAGCCUGCCGCCCCCACCUCCAUCCAUAAAGGAGCGUCCCACCUCCUCGAAUCAGAGCCGACAUGCACUGUCUUGUCCGGAGCGCAUCACCAGAAAAGGUGUCCGCGACUGUGAACCGCAGCACAGCGAGUGCGUGCUUUUGACCGGUCACAGCAUCCACGCGCAGGGAAAGCACGGUGACCGUCAGACGCCUUAUUAUAACCAGGACUUUCGAGGGGCCUCAACCGGCUAUCAGUGUCAUUCCGAGGGGCUCUCGCAGAGCCGUCACUGCAGCCAUUCUCCUCAGCACAAAUCUUUCGUUUCCCCGCAGCCCUCCCCAUCUGAUCUGCUGCUGCUGCUGCCCCCGCCGCCUUUGCCUUCGCGCAUUUCCAAUACGCGGGAUAGUCGCCAAACGAUUGCUAAUUACAACCAAGAAAUCGCACAGCAUUGCGUCGGGGAGGGGGGGCGUCGAGACCAAAACCAGUUGCUGCAGCAACCCUGUUAUAAUCAAACAGGGGAUCGUCAACAAAGGGACCCCUCCUUCGAGCUACUCUUUCCAAACUCUGGUCAAGGACAGCUAGACGCAUGUGAGGAAAAUAGACGAUUAAUUGAGCCCCAGGCUCCAUUGCGGGCUCAACGACAAUUACUGCUGGGCAGUAGCUUGCCUAUCAACUACUGCAUCGGCGGAUCGGGCGAAGUGUGCGGAAAUAACCAGGCGCUGUUGCAGCAACAGCAUCAGCAGCAGCAGGCAGACGCGCAGAAGCACAGCCUCCAGUGGCAACAGAGUGACCGAGACGCCAGGUACCAGGAGAGCAAAAUCGCACUCUGUCAACCAGAGCAGCAGCAUCAUGAAGCGCAAAAUGAACGCUCGUUGGUGAGGAACUCGUCGGUCUCCAGUAGUGAAAAUAGCAGUCCCCCGUACGGCUCAAGCAGUCAACUGUGGCCAGAGCCCCACGACAAGGAGGAACGGAAAAACCGAACGGGCAAACAUAAGGCACAUGCUGAGCGAACAAAGCUGAGCCAUGCUGGAUCCGAGCCCUCCCUCUCCGAGAGCAGUCACUCACUCCCUCAGAUAGCCAUGAACAGUUGCAAGUACAAUGGAGGAGUGGUAAGACCGCUGGGCAGCCUGGCGGCGUCACGACGCAACCUAGCAGAGCAUGACUCUGAGACCCAGCCGCUCCAGACUCUUCACAGCUCCGGCCUGGAAGUGGUCGUCUCCAAGGGCGGCGGCGGCGAGGACCCCAGCAAAGCGUCCAAUGAGAGCUUGGUCAGAGAGAGCGGCACUGCACCACAGAAGAAAAAUAAAGAUAUUGGCUACAAGUUGGGCCACAGGAGGGCUCUUUUUGAGAAGCGCAAGCGGCUUAGUGACUAUGCCCUGAUAUUUGGUAUGUUUGGAAUCGUUGUAAUGGUAACAGAGACGGAACUCUCCUGGGGGGUUUACACUAAGGAAUCUUCAUAUUCAUUUGCACUGAAAUGCCUUAUCAGCCUUUCCACUGUUAUUUUGCUUGGUCUUAUAAUAAUGUACCACGCUCGGGAAAUACAGCUGUUCAUGGUGGACAACGGGGCGGACGACUGGAGGAUAGCCAUGACGUACGAGCGUAUUUUCUUCAUAGUACUAGAGCUGCUGGUGUGUGCCAUUCACCCAAUCCCGGGCCAUUAUGUCUUCACGUGGACAGCCCGGCUGGCCUUCACCUACGUGCCCUCUGUGGCCGACGCCGACGUAGACAUCAUCCUUUCCAUCCCCAUGUUCCUCCGCCUCUACCUGAUUGGCCGGGUCAUGCUCCUCCAUAGCAAGCUAUUCACCGACGCGUCUUCGCGUAGUAUAGGUGCCCUCAACAAGAUCAACUUCAACACACGCUUCGUCAUGAAAACCCUCAUGACCAUCUGCCCUGGCACCGUGCUGCUGGUCUUCAGUAUCUCCUCGUGGAUCAUCGCAGCCUGGACUGUUCGGGUCUGUGAGAGGUAUCAUGACAAACAGGAAGUCACAAGUAACUUUCUUGGGGCUAUGUGGCUGAUUUCCAUAACUUUCCUAUCAAUUGGCUAUGGAGAUAUGGUCCCUCAUACGUACUGUGGAAAAGGGGUCUGUCUUCUCACAGGAAUCAUGGGAGCUGGCUGCACUGCCCUUGUAGUCGCAGUGGUAGCCAGAAAGUUAGAACUGACGAAGGCCGAAAAGCACGUCCACAAUUUCAUGAUGGACACCCAACUUUGUAAACGAGUAAAGAACACAGCUGCCAAUGUACUCAGGGAAACAUGGCUCAUCUACAAACACACCAAAUUAGUGAAGAAGAUAGAUCAUGCCAAAGUGCGCAAACAUCAGCGCAAGUUCUUACAGGCCAUUCACCAGCUCCGCAGUGUGAAAAUGGAGCAGAGGAAACUUCACGACCAGGCCAACACUCUGGUGGACUUGGCCAAGACACAGAAUGUGAUGUACGACCUGGUGUCGGAGCUGCAGGAGCGCAGCGAGGAGCUGGACAAGCGCAUUGGCACACUGGAGGACAAGCUGGACGCCGUCACCGGCAGCCUACAGGCUCUACCCUGUCUGAUCUCCCAAGCCAUAACUCAGCAGCAGCAGGACCUCCUGGACGGCUUCGUGCACCGCUUCCGCCCCGCUUCGCUAGGCUCGGAGCGAUCCUGGACCCCCUCCAGACGGCGCCGCUCCCCCUCCACUGCCCCACACACUUCCUCCGACAGCGGCUAACACUGGCUCGGACCUGCUCGUCGCUUCCAAAGCUCUAAGACUUGUUCACGUAAGCUGAUCGGACCGAGACCGGGGACUCGUAUUAAUAACAAGUAGAGAAGAAUUAUCAAAUUAGUAGGUAUAUGGUUUAUGUUUAGCCAUUGUAUGGCUGUUCAAGUUAGCUUUUUUGUAAAGCCCUCAUAUAUUUACAAGACUAAGUUCAGCAAGCUGGAGUGAGUCCGGGAAACUGGUCCUUAGAACUCGAGAUCACAAGCAACCCCUGCCAGAGUGAACCAAUGCACAACAUGGAGGAGCGACGCACCCACAGAUUCAUUGGUUCUGUAAGACUCUACCUGCAUGCCAGGAUGGGCACCAAGAGCACCUCCUGGUGCCCUGUGAUCACUUCAGUGUUGAGCUGGAGAGGAAGGAGCACACGACCUUACUACUGAGUAGAAUAAUGCAGGAAUGCCAACUUAAGGGUUCAGUUCCCUUGCUCCUUUAAGGGACAUUGGGUGCAACGAACCUUUUUUAAGUUACAUAUUGGCAUGUUAUUUUUUCCAGUGCCUGAAUGUAUAGAUUGUGGAGGGUUGUUCAUUUUCAAAUUUCGGAGCGAGUUUUUGUACGAUGUUGACACAAGCAUUGCAUUCCUUUUUCAGAUACAUUCCUCUAUAAGACAUUCAAACUAGUUUGUCUUAGCAAAUACCAUCAAUUCUGUCGCAGUCUUCUCUUACUUUCCACAGCCUUUCAAUACUUCCACCAGUUACGAAAGAAAGCAAAGAGAGAGAGAGAGAGAGAGAGAGAGAGAGAAGAGAGAAGGUUUUAGGGAAUCAUACUCAAGAUGGGAAGGUAACAUGUUAAUUUAAACGAAAUCUGAGCUUCCAAGUCUUCAUGUUUAAGAGAGGCUGCAUUUUAGAAUUGACAUUGCUAAAUGCUGUGGUAGGCACAAAUGUAUGACAGAAGUGAGAUUUAAACCUUGCAUGUUUCAGUGCAACUGUAACGAAUGGAUUGUGGGUGGUUUUUCGAAUGUAUGCGUGUCUUUUUCGUUUUCAUUUAUUUUUUACAGAGAUUCCUUGGAUAGUAUUUUUAGAGCUGCAAAUAUAGAGGUGCAGUAAUGUGGUAAUGUUUGUUAAAUGCAUUCCUUGUUCUACCUAUAAAUUAAAUCUUCUACAAAGAGAUUAAAGAAUCCGUAAGAAGUAGGAUGAACAACAAAUCACGAAAGAUAUUUUAAGAUCUUCAUUAAGAGAAUUUAUCUGAUAGACGCAAUGUUUAUGGAGACAUUAUUGAGGCUCACAUUUGCACUUUUCAGAAUAUACCGUUAAGGCAGCUUAGAGUUAAAAUCGGUCUCUUCUGUUCACUUGUAUUUUCCCGACAUCUCAGUGGUCUAUGGUCCUAAAUUCUCUCAUAAUCCUGGAGCAACUGACGAUGUUAUGUGUUUGAUGAUGUACUUGUCACAGAUUAGAAUUUAUGGUAACUGACCGCAAGCAUCAGUCCACUUUCCAGCAUCUGAGACAUUUCAGCAUUUUCCAUUUUUUAUUUGAAAAACUUAGACAACAUAAGGCAACAAAGGGUAAUGCAUUUAGUAAGCACACUUCUGUGUAAUGAUUUAAUAUGUAUGGAUUGUGUAUUUGUUUAGACUAUUUUUAAGACAGUGGAUUUCUAACCAAAGCCUAACUUUAAAUCACAGUAUAUGUUUUACAGUUCACCAUCAUAAGGGUAUUACAUUAUUGUCAAUUACUGAUAUGGUGGUAAACCAUUUGAUAAAUUAUUAUGAAAUGAGAAAGAAACCUAUCAUUAUAGGUUAAGUCCCAAUGAAACCGACCUAGAAGUCAAAACUAUGUUUGAGUCUGCAUUUGCCAAAUUCUGUUCUUGUGUACAAAUGAUACCUAAAUUUAGCAAUAAUUUGCUGAAAAAUAACAACAAACUGACAAAAAAAUCUAUUGUAAAAAUGAAGAGGUGAAAAAAACAAGUCUUACAUCUUGCCUUUCUGAAAUAUACCUGACAGUUCACAUUUUGAGACAGCAUAGAUCAAAGACAAAAUGAGAAAGCUGGUCAUAACAUUAGAUUUCUAUGUAGACAAAAAUAGAGUCACAGUAUGCUCAACCAAAAUCUCCCUUUUUAAGCUGUUGUUGCAAAUUCUAAAAAGUGCUAUUUAGAUCCUGAUUAAAAAGAUCUUAUGAUCAAAAGAAAUUGGAUGUGUAAUUGCAGUUUUGAACAAAAUGACCAUGACAUUUGUUUAUACCUUUCUCUCUUCACUGUCAAUGCAGUCUAAAUGUUGUAAUGUGCCAAUUAUAAAACAAGACUCUGAUGUCAAACUGCAUAAACACAUAGAUGGGACACCAAAUCAGUAGAAACUUUUUUAUUGCAGUACAUGGUUUUAUUUUUUUCUGUUUUUUCUAAUAGCCUUCCUUUGUGAAAUACCUGUGAAUGAUAAAACACAGAGAGAUGAAUUUGCAUUUUGUAUCUUUCCAGGCUGACUGUACAUAAAGGCAUGGGUUAUCACGGUCUUGUAUCUGGAGAACCUCUUAUUUUGUUUACAUAGAGAUAGCCCAAGAAGCUACAGUGUGGACAAAAUCUGCCCAUGUUUCAGAUAAUAAAUAUCAAGUUCUUGAG
Messenger RNA from Triplophysa dalaica, 5570 nucleotides. RefSeq names its product potassium intermediate/small conductance calcium-activated channel, subfamily N, member 1a (gene kcnn1a). The record is from RefSeq and is a predicted model, not a curated record. Lineage: Eukaryota; Metazoa; Chordata; Actinopteri; Cypriniformes; Nemacheilidae. The transcript has 9 exons. Gene Ontology annotation, biological process: potassium ion transmembrane transport. The coding region runs from base 183 to 2981 and encodes 932 amino acids. Gene Ontology annotation, molecular function: calmodulin binding; small conductance calcium-activated potassium channel activity. Gene Ontology annotation, cellular component: plasma membrane; neuron projection; neuronal cell body.